Mobula hypostoma (lesser devil ray) is the source of this 7969-nucleotide messenger RNA. RefSeq names its product neuronal tyrosine-phosphorylated phosphoinositide-3-kinase adapter 1. The transcript has 7 exons. Lineage: Eukaryota; Metazoa; Chordata; Chondrichthyes; Myliobatiformes; Myliobatidae. The coding region runs from base 830 to 3151 and encodes 773 amino acids. Gene Ontology annotation, biological process: phosphatidylinositol 3-kinase/protein kinase B signal transduction; neuron projection morphogenesis. The record is from RefSeq and is a predicted model, not a curated record.
UCAGGCGCCCAGUGUCAGGUGUAGAGGCCGGGCAGGGGAAGCAGCGCGCCGGGGGCGGGCGGCGGCGGCCUCUCCCUCUGCCCCCCUCCCCGCCGGAGCAGGCCGCACGGCCUCCUCCCUCGCCCGACCGCCGCCCCCCUUUCUCUCUCACCCACCACCGUCGCCCGUUAUAAAAAUAAGGAGGAUGGAAGAAUAAAAGGCAGCGUGUUCACUUCCAGCUGCUUAUCUCUCGCUCUCUGUGAUUCACACUCACCACAGAAGGCAGGAAAGCGUCGAUUCACCUCAGGACGCGGGCGGCCCAGGGCGGACGGGCCGAAGCGGCUCGACCCGGCCCGUGAGGAGGAAUCUUCACCCCGGUCUCUGCGGAUUCCUUCGACAAGAAAUAAAAGCGAGCAUCUCUGGAGAAAAGGCGGCUGAGAGAGGUAACAGACAACAACAGCCGCUGCCGAAGAAAUAAGAUAAAGGAGGAGGGGAAAAGACUGAUGGCAAAAAAAAACAAAAUGUUCUGCCAUUGAAACGACUGGAGAUAACAGGAAUGAUCCAUACCUCUUUUUGAGGUAAACCACCACCAUCCCCACCCCCAUCCCCACCUUGGGGCAGAGAGGCGCCUGUUUAUAUAUUUUAUUAUAAUUUGUUGAACAGAGGUGGUGGGUGGACGUGGAGGAGGCCUCUUUCCUCUGUGAAGAUAAAGGAUCUGCAUCUUGGACAAUAAGGAGUGGAUGAAUGGCCGAAGGUCAGUGAGAUCCCCUGAGUGUGGCUUGAAAAGAAGGGUGUCCAGGAGGAGGGGCUGGCGCCCGCAGUUUUGCCCCCACCACCUGGCCCCUGGAAAAUGUCCAGUGGCCUCCAGGAUGCAGCCAUCAGCAGUUUUCUGCAGUUCAUCGAGGAGAAGGGUCUGAAGGCUUACAACUCACUAACAAGCCUCAGCUGCAGUUCUGACAGCGCUGGCCGCUCCCUCUGCCACGAGAUGAACCUGCUGUACCGUAAAACCAAGGUGGAUUGGAAGCACAGGGAGGAGGAACCGAAGAAAAGCAUCUGCAAGGAUGGGGGUCUGGCCAGGGUCCGGGACUUGGCCUCCUUCCGCAAGCACUUCCGCAUGGGCUUCAUGACCAUGCCUGCCUCCCAGGAGCAUGGCCCCCACCCGUGUGCCAGUGGCAUGACCACGCGCUCACUGUCCCUUCACUCGGUGGGCAGUGUGGACAACAGCGAGCACCCCUGCACCCGCAAACAGUCCGACAAACCCCGGCGCCACCCCAGCACCAAGCUCAGCCUGUGCAGCGAAGGCAGGAACAGCACCAGCAGGGAAGGAGACGGGCCGAAUGGUGAGACAGCUCCCCAAAGAUCUGGUGCCAAGGGAGGCGACAGUGUUGGGCAGAGGCUCCUCCCACUGAAGGCCAAGUUCUGCCCCAGUGCCCAGCUCUCCGUGUCCUUCGACGAAGCAUGUCCCAGCCGGGGGACGGCAGCACCAGCCAGCGUCUGCCCCAGGGGAGGCCAUUCCCGGCGUGGCUUGGAGGAGGAGGGGGAGAGGCGGGGCGAGGAUGAGGAAGAGGAGGAGGAGCCCGUCUACAUCGAAAUGGUGGGCGAUGUGUUCAAGGAGCAGGCGGCGGCCGCCGAUGAGGACUCCGAGCACAGUGAAGCCAUCUACGAGGAGAUGAAGUACCCACUGGCUGAAGAUGGUCCACGGGAGGCCAAGUGGGGCAAGCACUCUGAGACAACCCCCAGGCUUCCUGGAGACGCCGGCCACGGGGCGUCCAAGAGCCACCAACCCGGCUCUCGGGGUCCGCCAUAUGAGAUCCCACCCCCCUUCCCUAACCUUCUACUCCACCGUCCUCCCCUCCUCGCCUUCCCCCAAGGUGGAGGCGGCCAGAAGGUCUACCCGGAGGCACCUCCUCCCCCACCACCCCACGGAGAACCCCCUCCCAGCCCAGGGACCCCACGACCCCAGAAGGAGGACAGACCCCCCUCAGGUCAGCUGCUUCCCUCAGGUCGUGCGAGGAGCCACUCGACCCCAUUGCCACCGCAAGCAUCAGCACCGUACCGGCCCGAGAAGGAGUUGCCCAACUCCCAGACCAUGGUCUGCACACCAUCCAAAGCACUGGCCCAAGUGUCACAAGCCCUGGGCCCGCCCAAGGUGGACAGGGACAAGAUGGCCUCACUCAGUGUCGUCUGCUCCUCGGUCAGGGUGACAGCCCACCCACUAUUGGCCCACAUCCCUGGGGAGGCAAAGAUGGCCACCGACAAGGAGCUGCCCAGCGUCUUCCACCCAGCAGGGAGGGGUAUCACUGGCUCCCGGCCCCUGUCUGGCCUUUGCCGAAUGCCCAUGGCCCACGGGCUGCUGGAGCACGCCGGCCUGCCAGCGCCUGCAGCCGUCUUCUGGCCCUACCUACCGGGGGCGUGCAGGCGUCCUCCCGCCUAUGACAGCCUGAGGUCCAAGGCCUGUGUCACCGCCAGCAUCACAACGCACUCCACAGUGAAGACCCAGCAAAUGCAGGAGCGUCCAUCCUCCUCCAUCUCCAUCUGCUGCUCCAAGUCGCUGGUCAGCGCUGAGUCCCGGCCGGCAACAGGCACUGGGGUUGAGGCAGCUGGAGGACCCAGCAGGGGCUGGCAGCGCAGGUUGUCCAGCGGAAAGAAGGUCAAGGAAUCAGAAGGUGGCCCUCGAAGCCGGGGUGGAGCCGAAGAACCCCUGGCCAAGGAAGAGAAGCCCGCGGCCAUCCCGGUGAAAUCUCAGGGACUGGAGGACUCAGCCGUCAGAGCUCCCUCGCGAUCAGGAGUACACCAACCCUGCCCGCUGGUGUGCCAGUGGAGUGCAGACUCUGCUCUCAACCAGCGACUUGGCCGCUCUGCUUCCACGUCAGGAGUCCAACACUCUCUGGCUCAACUCCAGCGACAGUGCAGCCAGCUGAGGGAAAGCCCUACCCAGGGUUUCCAGCAGCCACAGGGGCCAAGGGAGAAAGACGGGAAGCUUCUGGAAGUUAUUGAGCGGAAGCGCUGCCUCUGCAAGGAGAUCAAAGCCCGUCGGGGUCCUGACCGGAGCCUCUGUAAGCAGGACAGUAUGCCCAUCCUUCCCAGCUGGAAGAAGGGCAUGGAUACACGGAAAGCCGGGACACCGCCCUGUCAACGGCAGCACACCGUCCUCUGGGAUACAGCCAUCUGAUGUUGCCCAGUUCCCCGAGUCACCAGGAGAACACGAGGGGCCAUGGUUUCCCCGGGCAACCCACAACAUUUGAACUCCAUGGGCCUGGAGUUGCGUCGAAUUCACCCAGGCAGACACUCCACCCCAGCCCCCAAAACUCACACCCCUCCCCAAACCCUUCACCAUCCUUCAUCCUCCAUGCAACAAGGAUCAGAUGGAGUGGGGGGAAGGUGUUUGUGUAGGGGUGGGGGGUGCGGUGGGUGUGCGAGACGUGGAACAAAGCCUAUGGCAUUCCAGAUCAAGGUCAUGAACCCUGCAUCACAAGAUGCGGAGUGAUCCAAUCAUCAACGGAGAACAAUAAGUUGCCUUAGAAGCAAGAGUUCAUGGAGGAGAAGGUUUAGGAGAUAUUUAUUGAUGUUAAUGCAUUGCUUCUCUCUUGGGAUAGAGCAUGCCAAACCUGGGGUGUUUUGAAGAGUGUCCUGGGUUAGGUUGCCUCUGUCGUUCCAUCAAACCCAACACACAGCUGACUGACCCUCCCCCCCCACGCCCCCCCCCCCGGUCCAAUCCACAAAAUCCAAGGGAAACAUUUCAGUUUCAAUCCAGCUCACUGUCUGGGUAACUUGUGCCAACCAAGCUGGAAAUCCUACAAUGUACUCAGGUGCCAACUGUUAUUUCAUUGUGCCAAGCCCUCUGCCCAUUGAGAGAGGCUGAACUGAGGAAAGACCAGUAGACAUGGGGCUUCGACUUCCGAGGGCGUAGGAGCAAGGCUGUCUGAGACCAGGCUCAGCAGGCUGGAUACAGUGAGGAUGUUUCUGCUGCUCGAGGGGGGUCUAGAACAGGACCUAACAACUCAGAAUAAAGGGUAACAUUGAGGGGAAGGAGAAAUAGCUUCACUCAGGCUGGGGAAAUCUCACCUCCAGAUCCCCGAGGAAGCUCCAUUGCAGAGUUUGUUCAAACUACCCAUCAGGGUACAGAGGGGAGACGAAGAUCAUGGAGGGAAAAGGUGAGCCGAGAUCUUGAUGGGGCAGGUAGAAAUGUUCUUAGUUAGAGAAGGGCAAAUCAUCAAACAGAAGGGAGGUAGGAGGAUGAGAGCGCGGACGGAGCAGAGGAAUUUGCUGUAACAUUGAGAUCAAACAUAAUCCCCAACAAAUUCUAUACACACACUGAAGAUCCUUGACCUAACAACCAAACUACUACCCUGGGGUGAGGUACAGGUCAUCAUUCCGAGAGACCAGGUGACCCAGCAUUGACCGCACAGGGUGGGACAGUGUGGAGGGACCUUCACUAUGCAUCCGACCCUGGGAGUGUGUGAUGGGACAGUGUAGAGGGAGCUUCACUCUGUGUCUGAUCCCGGGAGUGUGUGAUGGGACAGUGUAGAGGGAGCUUCACUCUGUGUCUGACCCUGGGAGUGUGUGAUGGGACAGUGUAGAGGGAGCUUCACUCUGUGUCUGACCCUGGGAGUGUGUGAUGGGACAGUGUAGAGGGAGCUUCACUCUGUGUCUGACCCUGGGAGUGUGUGAUGGGACAGUGUAGAGGGAGCUUCACUCUGUGUCUGACCCUGGGAGUGUGUGAUGGGACAGUGUAGAGGGAGCUUCACUCUGUGUCUGAUCCCGGGAGUGUGUGAUGGGACAGUGUAGAGGGAGCUUCACUCUGUCUGAUCCUGGGAGUGUGUGAUGGGACAGUGUAGAGGGAGCUUCACUCUGUGUCUGAUCCCGGGAGUGUGUGAUGGGACAGUGUAGAGGGAGUUUCACUCUGUGACUGACCCUGGGAGUGUGUGAUGGGACAGUGUAGGGGGAGCUUCACUCUGUGUCUGAUCCCGGGAGUGUGUGAUGGGACAGUGUAGAGGGAGCUUCACUCUGUGUCUGACCCUGGGAGUGUGUGAUGGGACAGUGUAGAGGGAGAUUCACCCUGUGUCUGACCCUGGGAGUGUGUGAUGGGACAGUGUAGAGGGAGCUUCACUCUGUGUCUGACCCUGGGAGUGUGUGAUGGGACAGUGUAGAGGGAGCUUCACUCUGUGUCUGACCCUGGGAGUGUGUGAUGGGACAGUGUAGAGGGAGCUCCACUUUGUGUCUGACUGCACCCCCAGUACCUCCCCCACAUUAUCCUGUCCUCCACAGUCCCAGGACAGAAAGAAUUAGUAACUUUGUGGCCUGAAUCAGCCCUCCCAUCACACUGUGCCUCAGUGACAAGCAAGGUUGCUCACUUGCACAGGUAGACAUUGGCAAUCACACAUGUAUGUAUACGCAUAUGUGCAUGUACAUACACCCUAACUCAUUCAUAAACACACUUGCAGGCAGCUCAGAGCACAGUCAUAUACCAACAUACCACUGGACAGGCGCUGUGGCAGUUGUAACGCUAUUACAACUCGUGGCAUUGGAGUUAGUUAAAUUUUGGUGUCCUCUGGAAGAAGUCUGUACAAGCUCACGUUGGAAUGAUUGGGUUUUUUCUGGGUGCUCUGGUUUCCUCCCACCAUCUGAAGACCUACUAGACAGGUUAUUAGGUCAUUAUAAGUUGUUCUGUGAUUAGGUUAGGGUUGAAUUGAGGGACUGCUGGGUGGCAUGGCUCAAAGGACAGAAGAGCCUACUCCGUGCUGUAUCUCUAAAAUAAAAAUAAGAUGUAUACACAUGCACAAAUAUUUACAAACACUCAUGCUCAUUGUCGCAGAUUUACACACAUGCUCUCUAACACACGCACUCACAGUCAGAGACACACCAAACGCUCACACAUACCCACUCACAGACUAACACAAACACACGUUUCAUACAGUCACCUGAUUGCAAAUGUCCUCACAUCUACACGCUCAAUUCAUAUCCCACAGACACACCUACAGAUACAGAGCACGAGAACAGCCAUUAGCUGAUUGUGCUGUGUUCCCGAGGUGCCCCCAGUGCAUCACCCACUUCAGGACUGAGUGGUCUUGCACUCUGUACCAUAUUCAGCAACAGUGUCUGCCCUGCGCUGACCACCUUGGGCACCUCCUCCCCCCUUCCUCGCUUGACAGGUCCUCUCUUCACCCUCCAUCCCAGAAACCACACACGUUGCACUGAACUAGUGAUUACUUCUUACACCCAGGACCCCAAAUCUUGUAAUCCGGAGUAAGAAUUGGACGCAGCACUUUACAAGGUGAUGUUCCCCCAAACGGAGUUAGUCAGAGUAGGGGCUAAGGAAAAAGGUACCUAACCACACCUUGCCUUGGAAAAAUCCCACUUGCCACCACAACUUCACAUAUGAGUGUCUAACAGCUAUUCAACCAGGGAGGUGGGAAGCAGAAUGGGCUGUGACCCUCCCCACAAGAAGGUGGCCAUGGUUUUCUUUCACCUGAUCACCUCACAUUCUGGAGCCACCUUUCUCUAAUUGAACCCCCUGACAGGAUACCUUUGGCCCCUUGCAACUCCAUACCCUCUCUGGGUCUCCCGGGCAAGCCCAUGGGUGGGAAUUGGGCUCAAACUUUCAGCUUCAUCAUUGUUCUUGUUCAAAAUUGGAGGGAGGGUUUGCAGGAGAGAUCAAACUUGAGGUCCAGGGAGGCUGGUAGGCCAAGUCAGAGGGGCAGAAGGGGAUGGACCAAUGGAACCGAAGUCCAAGUGCUCUCUGCUCUGUGGGCACCAGGCAGCCCACUACCAUGCCCACAUCAACCAAAGAUACUCAGUCUUUAAUAUGUAAACCUGUACAUAUAAAAAAUGUAUUUACACUUCGUGAGACCAGGGGUCUCUCUCAUCCAAGGCAACGGAACCUCUUUCUUGCCCAUUAAGAACUUCCAGGUCCGAGGCAGAGUUCUCCCUCCCUUGUCUCGAUAGUCUAGAACCAACACGUGUGGCCUCAGGAGUUGCCACGGCCUCCUACAGUCAAUCAGUGGAAGUCUUGUUCCUGACUACUCUCGUCUCCACCUCAGGCUAUUGUCUCUGUGCAGGCACCCAAUUCCCAUCCUCAGUAGGUCUUUGAAAGGCUGGGGAGAGAGGAGGUGUCAGAGAGAGAGAGAGAGGGCCAAUAAAAAGAAACCAGAACUCCAUGUGCCAAAUUUUUGACAACUUCCGGAGCCAGGAGACUCAUCGGAUAUCAGCAUUUGAAGGCCUCUAAUCGAUCAGGACCAUGGCCUUCGUCUCCGGCAGCAUCCUGGACACAGUGCCAGGCAUGUUACUCCCCCAACCCCUCAGCAACCAAUCGAUUUGUUUGCACUGUUUCUCAGAGAUAAACUUGAGUUGGCCAACAGGUUUGGCCCAAUCGGUACGCAACCCUUUUUAAAAUUAGCUUAAUCAGAAUAGUUUAAAAGAGGAAAAUUCCACCAUGCUAUAUCUAGUAGUAUUCUAAGAAGCAUCUUAUGUAGCUGAUAAUAAUGAGAUGAUUUAUUGAGUACCGUUUUAAUGAUUGUGGUUUCAAUAAGGAAAAUUGUAUGUGACUAACAUGUACAGUUAUCCAAUUAUUUAUUUUUAAUUUAUCUCUCAUAAAUGAAGCAAGGUCCAGGAUUUUUCAUUGUAAUUAAGUGGAUCUGUUCUGUUUUCCCAUUUCUGAAGUCGAGAUUUGUGCAACACACUUGCGGAGUGUAUCUCGGUAGCCUGGUUUGACUGGGCUGUGUGGUCUUGCUUAUGUCAACCAGGUGGGGAAAGUGAGGAGGAAUUGUGUUUCCUAAUUAUUCAAACUUCAAAAAUAAAAUUCAGGAUAUCCCCCAGUCAGACCACGGGUCCAGGGAAUCUCAUCUCUGCUGUGACAGGUUUCAAGCAUUGUCAUGGGAAAUGUGAGUGGGGGAAUUCGCAAAUCAACCAAUUCCAACUGAACCCACACUUGUCUGCAAAUGAACAAUGUACAUCUUACAGACCAUUGUAAAUAAAACAUAACGUUGAAAAC